UUGCAGCCCAAAUUGCAGCGUGGUUCCGAUCGCGGUGGGGCGGUGGCAGCACCAGUCAACGUGUAAUUUCACAACCAGAAGUGAUAAUGAUAGACCCUAUUGUUUAUGCGAUUGUGGCUGUUGUCGUGGCUGUCUUGCUUGCUGGUGUGGCCUAUAUAGGCAGAUCAGUUAUUUCAGCUGAAGUCGCCAAGGAGACGAAACAUGGCCGCAAAAGUGGGGGAGGGGGAGCCAGAGCUGCUGCUGAGCCAAGGCCUGUGGCUGCUGCAGGAGCCAGGAGACCAGCGCCUAGGAGACGCAUGAAUCGUCCUACGAGAGCAGAAGAUGAUUCUGAUGAAGACUUGUCCGAGGAAGAACGUCCUGGUGUAGAGUUGGAGUUGCCAGAUGAGAAAAUAGGGGCAAAGAAGUUAAAGAAGCUGCAGGACAAAGCUGAGAAAAAAGCCAUGAGAGAAGCUGAGCUUGAAGAUAGAGAAGAAAGAAAGAAAAGACAAGAACAGUUGGAAAAGUUGAGAAAAGAAGAAGAGGACAGACAGAAAAAAGAAGAUGAACUAAAGGCCGAGGAAGAAAAGAAAAGGAAGGAAGAACAGGAGGCACGGGAACAUGAAGAAUAUCUAAAGCUGAAAGAAGCAUUCACCGUGGAUGAAGAAGGCCAGGAUAUUGAGGGGGAAGAAGAGGAUCCUGAGACUUUGCUACAAAAUUUCAUUGAUUAUAUCAAGGAAUCCAAGGUGGUUAUGUUGGAAGAUCUGGCAUCACACUUCAAACUGAAAACUCAGGAUUGUAUAGACCGAGUCAAGAGUCUCCAGGAUGAGGGAAGACUUACUGGUGUGAUCGAUGAUCGUGGAAAAUUCAUUUACAUUACAAUGGAUGAGCUAAUGGCUGUGUCAAAAUUCAUCAAGCAGCGUGGACGUGUUUCAAUAUCAGAACUUGCCGAGUCGAGUAAUAAACUGAUUACUUUAAAUUCAGACACUGACAUUCAAAAAAAACUGAUUGGAAAAGUUAGAUCUUCUUGAGCAGCUCUGGAGUGUUCUCACACAAGUUUAACUCACAUCUUUCGAAUUCAGUGCUGCCACUAGUUCCGAUGUGUGAACCUGUGGUACAUGUAAGUGUACAAGGUUUGUUGAUAAUUCAUAUUCUUCAUGUUAUUCUUAUGUGACUAUUUCACAGUGAAAACUGCCAUGAAUUUCUCUGCAGUUUUCACUCAAAAUAGUGCCACAGUUCGUAGCUUUAGAUUUGUAUGCAAGUGUUGCAAAUAAAUAUAAUCAUAGGUCAUCAUCUUA
Messenger RNA from Lineus longissimus, 1274 nucleotides. RefSeq names its product DDRGK domain-containing protein 1-like. Bases 87 to 1007 code for a protein of 306 amino acids. The transcript has 8 exons. The record is from RefSeq and is a predicted model, not a curated record. Lineage: Eukaryota; Metazoa; Nemertea; Pilidiophora; Heteronemertea; Lineidae.